AAUAUUAAUACAUCAUGAUGAAGCAAAUACAUGCAAAAAAAAAAAACAGAAAACAAUCAAGUUAAUGUUCAAUAAAUCUAAACGUGUUCCAUGAACUCUUUUAUUUUGAAACCGGUGACCGGAAGCGUGGUGCCCUGCCUCGUGACAGGUCGUCAGGUGUUGGUAGAGGAGAGGAGAGUUGCCGUCAUGUCGCUGCAGUUUACAGAUGAGGAGUUUCAGAGUGCCUGGAGAGAGCUGGAUGAGCCGCAGCUGGACGGAGGAUGGGAGCUCUUCACCGAGACGAUGGGAGUCAAAAUCUACCGGCUCUAUGACAAGGAAACUGGACUUUAUGAGUACAAAGUCUUUGGUGUGCUCACCUCCUGCACUGCAGAGCUGUGUGCAGAUGUCUACAUGGACUUGCCCUAUCGGAAACAUUGGGAUACAUAUGUGAAAGAGCUCUAUGAGAAGGACUUCAGUGGACAGAAGGCAAUCUACUGGGAAGUAAAAUACCCAUUCCCUCUGUCAAACAGAGAUUACGUGUACAUGAGGGAGCGCAGAGACCUGGAGGUGGACGGCAGGAAGAUCUGGGUGACCUUGGCCAGAAGUGCGCCAGAGAUACCGUGUGCAGAAAAGAGUGGCACGCUGCGUGUCAAAGACUACAAGCAGAGCGUCGCCAUGGAGAGCGAUGGAGGCUGUGGAACUAAACUUUUCAUGAAUUACUUUGACAACCCUGGUGGCAGUAUUCCUACCUGGCUGGUGAACUGGGCAGCAAAGACUGGGGUUCCAGGUUUCUUAACAGACAUGCAGAAGGCCUGCAGCAAAUACAGCGACUACUGCCAGGCCAAAUGAAUGUGACUGGACAGUGGCUCAUGCACAAGGGCUCAGUUUAAAUUUUCUUGUUUUAGUUUUGGGAGGUAUUCUGAUGCUGUAUGAUCAAAUUACACUUUUCUGUAUGGGGUGAAUGUGGCAUGGUGUGGGCUGCUACUUGUCGUUGUAGCAUGCUGAUGACUCAGGCAUGAUGUGCAUGACCGGCCGACCUCAUUACUGGGCUGGUGUGAAAUCAAUUAUGUUUCAUUGUACUGUAUUAAUCAAUACUGUAUUGUCUUUUCUGUGCAAUCACUUUAACCUUCAGUCACUCCGGGAUUUAGGGGCUUUCAUAGGAUAUUUAAGCUUUUUUUUAAUGUUUAUUCAAAAUACUCAAUAUAUAUUAUUACUUUGGGGCCUCCAUGGUUAAACAUGAUUAGUUCAAAUUAGUUCAGUUUCUUGCAUAGGAUUUUAUCCUUUUACCUUGUUUUAAAUGUGCACUUUAAAUCUUAAAUGUAUGGAAGCCCUGAGAGGCAAGUCAGACAUUUUUUUUCUGGCGAUCCAUUUUCUAAAUCUGAUCUAAAUAGUUUUGUCUCCUGUGUUUAUGACAGGUGAUUUUAUUUUUUUCAGGAGCAUUUAUGUUUUCUUCCAGGUGAGUUUUAAUUUCUCCAUGCGCUCUAAUCACAAGGCACAGAUAUCGUGUGUUAGCAGGUUAUGUAACAUUACUGUCAUGUCUAUUAAUCAACGCUAAUCUGCCGUUCGGGAAAACAUGAAUGCUUUUAGCCCUAUUUAGAACAUGGAGUAGUGGUGCUCGUCAGCCUCUUGUGGCCAAAAUGAGUAUUACAACAACAAUGAUACCACAAAAGUGCCGCGAUACGAUUUCGAUUUGAUUCAAUUUGGGGGCCUGUGAUCGAUAUGAGACGAUAUCAUAUGUCCAUUUAACACAGUCAGUUACAUUUAUAUCAACUAAAAAAUGAUUUGACAAUUUUGUUGCUGGGCUCUUCCAGACAUUUAAAUGAAAAACAAUCUAUUCUUUUUAAUAAAAAGAAAACAAAUAGACAUUCUGUUGUUCACAUUUCUCAUGUUUAAGCACUGUUUGAAUGUGUAGGAAGGAGGUGCGCUUGGACGUAAAUGGUGACACGGACAUGCCAAGGGAAUUUAAAAAUAAAGGCGUAUCUUAAAGAUGAUGUUAUGUAUAUCAAUGUUGCAGAAUGACAAUAAAUUAUUAUCCUUCUUUAUAAACACAGGAGAUAAAACAAUUUAAAUCAAACUUGGAUGGAUCACCUGAUUAUUUUUCUCACUUCUCUCAGAGCUUCUGUAUAAAUGUGAUGGAUGCAAUAUAAUCAGAUUUAUUGUACUGUAUGUUUUGGAAACACUAGAAUCUUCAGCUCAAUUCACUGGAAUUCAUUCAUUAGUUAUAAUAAAGUGAAAAUAACAAAUCUGCACUUUUGGAGGAAUGUUGCCUGCAGAUCUUCUUGUGAUUUAUUUCCAUGGGUUCAUUACUUAUGCAAAGAUCAUGUUAUGAUACUCUAUGCUGAUUAAUUAUGGAAGGUACAGUAUACUGUAUUGAUUUAGGCUGUACCUCAGUGCUCCUGUUGAUGCAGGUGAAUAAUCUGGUCAUGAAAAGCCUAUUACUAUGUAAUAUUGAAGUGUUAUCGAAAUUAAUAAACUUUCAUUUUAAAUUUA
Messenger RNA from Sebastes umbrosus (honeycomb rockfish), 2469 nucleotides. RefSeq names its product phosphatidylcholine transfer protein. The transcript is spliced from 6 exons. The record is from RefSeq and is a predicted model, not a curated record. The coding region runs from base 91 to 828 and encodes 245 amino acids. NCBI's taxonomy places the organism in Eukaryota, Metazoa, Chordata, Actinopteri, Perciformes, Sebastidae. Gene Ontology annotation, molecular function: phosphatidylcholine binding; phosphatidylcholine intramembrane carrier activity.